This is a messenger RNA of Aedes albopictus (Asian tiger mosquito), 5187 nucleotides long. RefSeq lists its product as uncharacterized. The record is from RefSeq and is a predicted model, not a curated record. Bases 2635 to 3810 code for a protein of 391 amino acids. NCBI's taxonomy places the organism in Eukaryota, Metazoa, Arthropoda, Insecta, Diptera, Culicidae. The transcript is spliced from 3 exons.
CAAGUGCUCGGAUAACCGAGUGAACCGCGUGAUAACGAUGAUAAAGAAAUGACACAUCAAAAACGAGACAGACAAUCAGAUGUAGGUUUGAGGUUUCAUUGGAGGAAAGAGGACAGAUCCUGGGGAUGAAACCCAAAGCGAUUAACUUCCGCCAAAGAUCGCGUAGGUAUUAGUUACUUAUAAGGCCAAAUGGGCCCAUCUUAUUCUCCUCGCUUGAACAACUCGGUCACUUCUAAAGUUCGCUCAGAACCAUCCAGACGUAGUCUACCAGGCGUUUUUAAGUAGUGAAGCCAAAGAAAAGGCAAAAGGCAAGUUUUAGCGUGACCGGCUUAGAGCUGUAGUGAGAGCGACUAACUAGUGAUUAACUAGAGAUUACCUAGUGAAGUUAGGAGAAACAAAAUUAUCGGGAGUGUUACAAGGUGAAUUCUGAGGUGUUCAGAACACCUUGAACGUAGAUAGUGUGACAUCCCGAAACCAUAGCAGACAAGAUCUCGUAUUUCCGAAGAUCGACACAGAGAAAAGGUAAAGAUUUGUUAUGUCAGUAGAAAACGGUGUGUUUUAAUAUGGUGUGUGUGGGUGGCUCAGCCACACCACGUGGCUUUUUUGUGUCUUCGUUAGUUUUUUCCGUGUAGGAUAACCUGUGGGCCUUCUCCACGUGCCGUGGAGGGACGAUUAGAUCCAGAGGUCGUUACAAGCUGGUUUGGAUCGUCUACAAAGUGCGCGGAGGCAAAAGUUUAGGGGAUUUGCAACGUGGAGGAUCAGAAGAACAUCUCCCCCUUCCGAUUCGGCAGAGGCCGUAGGUCGAUCGAGCAACGAUCGCGGAAGAUCCCCCGUGCACCCGGACAUAAGCCUCGAGAACUGAAUCUACAGCGCGUAUCCGAAAAGAAGAUCCGUAGACCCAUCGUGGAGACCACGUGCGCUUCACCCACGCGACACGUGUGAACAAUCCAAGGCGUCGAGAAAACCGGGGUCUAGCGAAGACCAUCAAGCUAGGAGCGCAGCAUCGAGAAGAGCACAGGAGCAUCAUCAUCGGCCGCAACGGAAAACAGGUACCUGUAGUGAUAAGCCACGAACAAACACACCGAACGAUAUAGGGAUAGCUAGGUUUAGGUAGAUUGUGAGUACCAAUAAACGUGAUACCAAAUUGAUCCCUAGCGUCGAUUGCGAAAUAUUAGUGGUGGUUCGUUUUAUUUUGAGCGAGGAGAGUUUUGAUUAGAUUUUUUAAUUAUUGCGUUCGUACUGAGGUUUGAGAGUUAAGGUCGGUAUUUCGUUGGCGAGAGCUAAGUGUGAGUAGAUUGAGUACUCGGGAAAUCGAGUCGGGAAUCCGGUAAAUUGAGAACCUGCCCUGAGUGUCUCUCUCGGGUUUGUCGGGCUCAGACACACAGUAUUGGCAUCCUUGUAGUUUGCAAGGUUGGCGCUUAAGCUGGUACUGGAAUUGAUGUUCAGUUAAAAACACCCUCACUUUACAAGACGGUCGAAAAUUACGCAACAUUUGGACAAUUUACACAAAAUGACUCGUGAAUUAGAAGUAUAGAGACAAACGUACUGUUUAGUUUUGACUACUUUGAAAUAUAAGAUUUAUUUUUUUAUGUUGCCGAAACCCAUCGAUGACUCAUAGGGUCUCGUAGGGUCAGUGUUCGCAACAGCGAAUAAUAAUGGGUAUCCCUAACGCCGAUGAGGCACCGUCCGUGCAGAAUGACAGCAGCUAUCAAUGUUCCCUUUUCCUCUCCCAUCCUUGUUUUUUUUCUCUCUUACUAACCCGAGCCAGCCGUGGUAACGGCUUUUCAUCCACUAACACUAGCACGUAAGAAUUUGAAUUUCAAACAGCCAGCCAAUCACGAAUUGCUUUAUUAAAAUUUGUACAUCUUGUCUUUUUUAUUGCGUCUUAAUUUUCAAACUGGCUAACCUAUAAAAAUCAACCCAAACCAUGUAUCAGGAUCAGUCGUGAAUAAAUUUUUACUAAGUGAACACCGAUCGUAAAGUUAUUUUCCGGAAGAAAAGUGCCCAGUUUUGAAGCAGAAUGUUCCUGUUGUGUGCCUCGUUCCUGAUCCUGCUUCAACAGAUGCCGUUUUGCUGGAUUGAUCGCUGUCGUGUCGCCGCAGCUCAAUUUCCACGCAGGAGUUAAGUUAUUCAGAAAUUAAAUUACCGAAUCUGAGCAAGCGACACCGACGAGCAGAUUGUCUAGCAAAAUUGCGCUUUUGUUCCGUCGCGAAUCGUUGGCAGUGGGCCAACGCGGAUUAUCCUGGUUCGAGCGUAGUUGGCAGUGUGCCAACUGCUUUCUCCGUCUCUUGCUGGCAGUGGGCCAGCAAGAAAUCAAUCCGCCGUCAUCCAACACGUUGGCAGUGGCCAACAUAGUGGUCCUUCUGCUCCGGAUCAGUGAAAAAUGCAGUCCGCGAGCCGCGGGUGAUUUUCCUGCUUUCCGCCGAAGUGAAAUGAAGAAAACUCCGAGAAAGUGAAAAGACGAACAUUGUGCCUAGUUGGUGAGAACAGUCACCGUUGAAGUGUGUGUGAACAGUAACUGAACAGUAAAAAGAAAAUCAAAACUAGAACGCAGAAAAAGGUGUGUGUUUUUCCGUCUGGCAUCAUCGUGUGUUUCUUCGGUUGAUCUUCCUGUAGUAACAAUCCUAUAUCCCGAUGUCCGUCGGUCGAACUCCGAUCAAAACCGUGAAGGAAAACAUGGAGGAGGUUAAGUCUCUGGUCCACCAACGUGGCCAGGUUAAAGGUAAGGUAACUUUGAUAUCCAAUGCCUUGGAAAACGCCGAACAAGAUCCCUCUCAGGUGAGUCUACCUUUACUCAAAGUGUUUGAUAAGAAGUUAGAAGGUCAUUACACCGAAUAUUUGAAAUUUCAUAAGGAGAUUCUUUGUGCUACCCCUCCUAGUAAAAUCGAUGAGCAAGAUGAAAAGCUCAAUGAAUUCGACAAGCUCCACACCGAUUGUUUGGUUCGGUUGGAAAAUCUUAUUCAUGGCUUGAGUAAACCAGCCAUUUCCCCCCAAGCAAAUUCCGUUGCGCCAGCUAGUGCCACUCAAGUUAUCGUUCAACAACAGCCGCUCAAAGCACCCAUCCCUACAUUCGAUGGUCGCUAUGAGAACUGGCCUCGGUUCAAGUCAAUGUUUCAAGACAUUAUGAGCCGAUGUUCCGAUUCCGAUGCUAUCAAACUGCAUCAUCUAGAAAAAGCACUAGUUGGUGCCGCUUCCGGCAUUCUAGAUGCCAAAACGCUCUCUGAUAACAAUUAUUCACAUGCUUGGGACAUAUUGAUUGACAGGUAUGAAAACCCGAGAGUCAUUAUUGACACUCACAUAGACGGGCUUCUAGCUAUGAAAAAGAUGUCUAAUGAAUCCUAUAAAGAACUGCGUGAAUUGGUGGACACGUGCACUCGGCACGUCGAGGGCCUUAAGGUGAUGAAGCAACCAAUUCAGGGGACAACGGGAUUGAUCAUUAACAAAAUUUUGACUUCGUGUCUUGACCCUUCCACUCGUAAGCAGUGGGAGCAAUCUCUUGCCCACGGUCAGUUGCCCGAUCUUGACAGGACACUGACAUUCCUGAAGGAACAAUGCCGUGUCCUUGAACGUUGUGAAGCAGAUUAUCCUACGACAGCUAAGUCACAUCCAUCGAAACCGUCUCAACAAUCUGUUAAGCCUGCAAACGUGAAGGUUCAUGCCACAACUUCCGACUCCAACGUGGAGCUUUGUCAGUUUUGUGGCAGGAAUCAUUUCAAUUAUCUUUGUCCUGAAUUUCGGAAACUGUCGGUAUCGGACAGAGUCGCGAAGGUAAGAGAGUCACAUCCCGAGCAGAAUCUGACAACAAAAUGAUAGCAAAUCAACAACUUGAUUUGUAUUCAACAGCAAAUUGAUAUCACAUUUUGAUAUCAGUUGGUCUUGACUAAAUUUGAUUUCAAACUUAGAUUUCGUUUUGCUGUCACUUCAAACUAUUUAAAAAAUAAGUUUUUAAGUUAUUCCAUAGCUUCUAGGCAAUCUUGUAUAAUAACUUCAGGAAUAUACCAUUAGUGUAGUUAUCUUAUGGCAUUUAGGAUUUAAUAUCAAUCGAAAAACUCAUAUAUUUAACGAUUUUUCCAUUUCUUCGUACUGAUAGCAAAAACAGUUAUCAAUUUGCUAUCACUGAUAGCAGGAAUUGUUUUCAGCUUGCUGCUACGGGAACAUUUUUCUGCUCUCAUUUUUGAUGUUUUAACCGUUAAAACGACCAAAACGACAACAACCUGAGUUAUCAAAAUUUGCAAUAUCACAACAUCAAAAUUUGUUUUCAAUUUGCUGUCAGACUUUGCUCGGGAUGUUUGUUUUAACUGCUUGCGUCGUGGACACCGGUCCGUCAUUGGCGUAGCUAGGGGGGGUUCCAAGGGUGCCUGGCACCCCCUGGAACACAUUUGGCACCCCCUAGAUUUUUUUAUUGACAGACACCUGAAAUUAAAAACUUAACACAAUAAUUCUAAUAUUUAUUAAUGGCACAUUUCAACAAAACUUAAGCACACCCAGAAUUACUUGUAUACUUGUUGUACGUUUUGGCGUUUACGAUAUUGGUAAGAACAAUUAACAGACUUCUCUAUGGAUUUCUCCAGAAACACAUCUAUCUAUUCAUACAGUGAUUUCUCUAGGCUUCCUCAUGGAUUCCUACCGAUUUUUCUUUCAAUAAACAUCCCUUAGCAUUCUCCACGCAAUCCCCAUUAGGACUCCUUUCAGAAAUACUUCUAGGGAAUUCUCCUGGCAUACUUACUUGAUGCAAUACUUUCGGGAAAUCCUCCUGAGAUUCCUCCAGAAAUUCCUCCUGCAAUUCCAUCACGGAUUCCUCCAGUAUACUUCUACCGAUUCUUUCAAGGAGAACUGUAGGUAUUCAUCCAGGCAUUUGUUAGAGGAACUACUUCUAUGAUACCUCCCGGAAUUCUAAGAAAUCCUCCAGAUAACUGUGGAACUUUAGAAAUUAUGCUACGGAUUCUUCUAGAGCUUUCUCCUGGCUUUUUUGCUGGGAUCUUUCCAGGCUUCCUGGGAUUCUUGCAGAAAUUUGAUUGUUCUACCACGGAUUUCUCCAAGGACUCAUCCAAGAAUUCCUUCAGAAAUUUUAUCCAAAGAUUCCUCCAGAAAUUCUUGCCGAAUCUCCUUUUGGCCUUCCUCCAAGGAUACCUCAAGCAACUUUUCCUGCGGUUCUUCCAGCAAUUCCUCCAGAAAUUCUUACUAGAA